Trypanosoma cruzi is the source of this 1035-nucleotide messenger RNA. RefSeq lists its product as uncharacterized. Lineage: Eukaryota; Euglenozoa; Kinetoplastea; Trypanosomatida; Trypanosomatidae. The transcript has a single exon. The coding region runs from base 1 to 1035 and encodes 344 amino acids. The record is from RefSeq and is a predicted model, not a curated record.
AUGCUGCGGCGAACACCUCUCUGUCAUGUACAUUUAUUUACCGCGCUUGUUCCUGUUAACAGCGUGAAGGCGCCGCAGCUCGUCAGCGGGGAACAUCUUGAGACGGCCAAGAAGGCAGUGAUGGAGGCUGAGCCACUGAUUGGGAGGGCACCGCUUGAGACCGCGUUUGAUUUGUUAGCUGACAUAUCGAAUUUUCACAAGCAACGAGAGUUGGAUCGAGUAUUGGAAGAGUGCAUCACGUCAUAUCGCGCUGAGCUUUAUAAACCUCUUGUAACCGAUCCGUUCCAGCGGUUACAGUUGCACGAGGCAAUAAUGGCUGCUGGGUAUUAUCAACGGUCUGCCAGGACCAGUGUUCUUAAGGGUGAAAGCGUGAGGUUUGUGCUACACCACUACAACUUUGAUGUCCGUCGCGAUACGUCGAUCACCCGCACUGUUCACAAUACACUUUAUGAAUCACGCACCUCCACUCCAGAGUCAGACAAAUUGCUUGGCGAUCUUCUUCUUUUAGAGCGGCGUUUGUUUGGCCGAAUGCGUUUUGCGCCAACAUCAGGGAGGCAGUGGUUUGUGCUUGGACUGUCACUAGAUGAUAUCAAAACAGAGGCAGACGUACAUCGUGUGCUUGAUAUCCCUGUCGUAAAGGAGCAUGGAAAUUUCGAAAUGCGCGAGGAAGACUCGGGAAAGCUUUGGAAAAAAAUUAUUGUGUUCCCAAGGCCCGAGCCGAUCUCUAGUUUUUCUGAAGAUGGUGAUUUUGCUAUGCCCGUUUCGGAGAAGGAUCUGAGAUUGGAGUGUCGGAUUCAAAAGCCAGCGCCGCCCAUGGAAUUUUGGGAUCGUGUGAAGGAUACGCUGCUACGGUAUUGGGUGAUUUGGUUCUCCUUGUGGAUAAUGUUUUUUAUGGUAGACGAGGAGAUUAUUACCGUUACGGCAUUGAUAUUUUUGAAGUGGCGUCAGACGAGAAUUCUUGAGGAGGAGGCGCGGAAGACGGGUGGAAAAGUGUACAUUGCAUCCGCUUCGGGCCGCUCCAGGGAUAGUCUAUAA